AUGCCGGGUGUUGUCGACGCCGUUGGUGCCGCGGCACGCCCGUUUGAUCUGGGAUUCAAUGUGGGACAUCAAAAAGUUGAACUUGAGAUAGAUCUAGCCUCCAAAAGUCUCAAAGGAAAGACAGAAAUCACAAUUCACCCUCGCCGCAGAGAUCUGGGGACAAUUUGGUUGAAUUUUCGACAAGGCCAGGUGAGGCAACUGAGCGUGAACGGCAAGCCUGCAACAACAAAAUACACCGACCCAUACGAUUCGCUACACCUGUAUGGCGUACAAUAUCAUGAGCGAUUGACACCAAAGAUCCAUAGCCUCUUACAAACUCCUCCGAAACCUAACCUGCCCAUCACGAUUCCAAAAGGCGUCCGCAUUGAUGAAUUAGAUCCAUCUUCAGCUGAAGCCCAGGAUCAAAUCGCCCUUCAAUCUACCGUCGACAACGUCGAUGGUCCUUCGAGUGCCAGAGCACCAGAGGCAAACCUUCCGCGAUUCACGGCUCUCACGGUGAACAUCGAAUUUGUUAUUGAUAAUAUCCGGGAUGGUUUACAAUUCGUCGGUGUUGAGAAUGGAGAUCGAAGGUACCCUCAUGCCUAUACUACCAACUCACUCGAAUCUGGCAUCGGCUGUCCCUUAUUUCCAUGCGUGGACGAUAUGUCCUCGCGAUGUACCUGGGAGGUCUCCAUCACAUGUCCCAGCUCUCUUGGUGAUGUCUUUAACCGCAAGAGCCACGACGUGUCCGGUGCAACAACCCCAUCCCACUCAAAAGUCCCGAGUCGCCAACUUUCUGCGGAAGAUGAGGAACUUGAUAUGUCCGUGGUGUGCUCUGGCGACUUGACUGAUGACAUUGUCGACCCCAAAGACCACACCCGCAAGACAGUUUCCUUUGCGUCAUAUUCGCCUCUCGGUGCGCUGCAGAUCGGAUUCGCCAUUGGUCCAUUCGAGUAUGUCAAUCUAGCCGACUUCCGAGAAAGUGAUCAGGACGAACAACUUGGUCAAAAUGCCAUCCCUCUGCACGCAUUCUGCCUCCCAGGUAGAGCCGACGAAGUUCAGAACAGCAGUUUCCCCAUGGCUCAGGCUAUUGACUUCUUCUCUUUAUCAUACGGCUCGUAUCCAUUCGGCAGUUACAAGGUCUGUUUUGUCGACGACCUGCCAACUGAUAGCCUUCCCACUGCUUGCAUGUCUAUCUGUAGCAGUCAUCUGCUCUUCCCAGCCGAGAUGAUCGACCCCAUGUAUGACUCCACCCGAGCUCAGGUGCACGGUCUGGCAUGUCAGUGGACUGGAAUCAAUAUUAUUCCUAGCGAGCCCUCGGAUACAUGGGUGACAGUUGGUGUAGCGUGGUACAUUACCGAUACGUUCAUGAGAAAGCUUUGCGGAAACAAUGAAUACCGUUUCAGAUUGAAGCAGGCAUCUGAUCAAGUCUGCGAAUUGGAUUAUGAGCGCCCGUCGAUUUACGACAUGGGAAACAUUCUGAAGGUUGACCCCUCUGAAUAUCGCUUUGUUGCAUUAAAAGCUCCUUUGGUCUUGUUCAUUCUUGAUCGACGACUAACCAAGGCGAGUGGUAAGGCCACGAUGUCGCGCAUCAUAUCUCGGCUUUUUUUGAACUCUCGCAUGGGUGAUAUACCCAAUGGAGCUGUCACCACGUCCCUAUUCCAAAAGACCUGUGAGCGACUCGGUCACGCAAAGUUAGACGUUUUCUUCCAACAAUGGGUGUACGGUGCGGGAUGCCCGCGAUUCCAAGCCACACAACGAUUCAACAAGAAGAAGCUUGUUGUUGAAAUGAUGAUCAGACAGGUCCAAUCUGAACCACAGCCCCCUCGCGAUCUCGACAAGGAUUCUUUCUUGCGUGACGUGAAGGAAGAGGUCCGGCACGUCUACGCGGGCGCAGUUCAACCAGUCUUCACAGGGUCAAUGACCCUUCGGAUUCACGAAGCAGAUGGAACUCCGUAUGAACACAUCGUUGAAAUCAAGGAGGGAGUGACGAAGUUCGAUAUUCCAUACAAUACGAAGUAUAAAAGGCUCAAACGGAACAAAAAGCAGAGAGAACGAGCCGUCGCCUCGGGCGAUGCUGAAGUACAGGAAGAGGUCCUACUCUACUGCCUGGGAGAUGUGCUUCAAACUGAAGAGGAGACACAGUCUUGGCGCUUGGCUGACUGGACGAAAGAGGACGAAGAGCGAAUGGGACAGGAAUCCUACGAAUGGAUUCGAAUGGACGCAGACUUUGAAUGGAUCUGUAAACUGUCUCUCGGUAUGCCAGGGUACAUGUAUCUUUCGCAGCUUCAGCAAGAUCGAGAUGUUGUGGCCCAACUCGAGUCGCUGCAAUACAUGGCUGCUCAGCGAGAGCAUCCUCUCAUUUCCACAAUCUUUGUUCGCACACUCAUGGAUAGUCGAUACUUCCAUGGCAUACGUACCACGGCUGCACGCGCCUUGGUAAAACACGCCAAGGAUGAAAUUGAUUGGGUUGGAUUGUUUCAUCUCGAGAAAGCGUUCCAAGAGCUUUUCUGUCUCCCGGGAUCGCCCAUGACUCGCUCGAAUGAUUUUUCCGAUCGAGCGGCCUAUAUCCUCCAACAAGUCAUCCCCGACGCAAUCUCUAAAGUCCGUGACAACAGUGGCAAAACUCCACUAAGGGUCAAGCGCUUCCUGUUUGAUAAGCUGAAGUUCAAUGACAAUUCGAACAAUGAAUACUCGGAUAAUUUCUACGUUGCAUCGUUGAUGAAGUCACUAUGCCAUGCCAUGCUCGGCAAAAGUGAGUCGCGGACAGAUGAGGAAUUAGACCAUUUCGAUAUGGAACGUGUUCUCGAGACUCAGGCCGAGGAUCAACUGGAUAAGGAUGCCAUUGCCGAGUUUGACCGCUACAGACGAAUGGACGAAUGGUCUAGCUCCUUCCAAAACUUAUACUCCCGAGCCGCACUUCAAUGCCAGGCGCAAUUAAUGCAAGCCAAGAUGAUGGACCUGGACUUGAUGCGUUUCAUCCCAUAUACGCGAGCAGGCACCUAUGACCUUCUCCGGAUGCAAGCCUUCCAAUGCUUGGUCGACCUAGACAUUUCUCAGAGCCCGGAGCUUCUUCGAUGGCUCAUGUUCACAUUGUCGGCCGAUUCAUCGCCCUGGGUACGUCACCAGUCUUUACGUUUGCUCGGUCAGACCCUAGCACAAAUUGCUUUUGGCCGUCCUCAACAAACUGAAACCUUCCAAAACGAUGGUUUGAUCAUCGAGCAAGAAUCCUCCACCCAAAUUCGCCGAGACGACAUCGCCCGACGCCAAACCAUUCCCGGCGCCAUCGAAGCCCUCAAAAGAGAGCUUUCUGGCGACCCAUCCAUGAAGGAAUCCAUGUGGGCAGCGUGCAACUCGCCGUGCAUGGGUCUCUUGGAGCUGUCCGAGCUUACUGAUCUUUGCCGUACACUGUACGACCCAGUCACCUCCAAGCUCGUGCGGAUGAAACUUCCUCGAUAUUGGAGUGUGCAAAAUCAAGGUCAUGGCAAGUUACGUUUCUAUCGAUCUACUAAAGCCCGCAUGGGUCCGUCUUCCAAGCGCAAGCGCGAGGAUCAGGGCAUCCACGCACCCUCAUCAACCCGCAUCACAUUCAAGCAAACCAAGACUGGCCUGGUCCCAGGAACCCCAACUCCUAAUCCUCUCCCCAAAAUCCACAUUCCCAGACCAUCGCCCGCACCAAGCGCCAUUUCCAAAACCCCUGCCACAUCUACACCCAAGCUCAAGCUCAAGUUUGGUGGUCGACCAACAUGA
Penicillium coprophilum is the source of this 3729-nucleotide messenger RNA. RefSeq names its product transcription initiation factor TFIID subunit TAF2. The transcript is spliced from 2 exons. Gene Ontology annotation, biological process: transcription initiation at RNA polymerase II promoter. Gene Ontology annotation, molecular function: chromatin binding; RNA polymerase II general transcription initiation factor activity; transcription cis-regulatory region binding. Bases 1 to 3729 code for a protein of 1242 amino acids. The record is from RefSeq and is a predicted model, not a curated record. Gene Ontology annotation, cellular component: transcription factor TFIID complex. Lineage: Eukaryota; Fungi; Ascomycota; Eurotiomycetes; Eurotiales; Aspergillaceae.